GUAGUAAACCGUGACUGGUGAAAGGACUGAACAGAGCUUUGCAUUCUGGAACCGUUUAGAUGAUGGAAAAACCAAACACCUACAUUCAGCCUCAACAUGCACCAGUUUAUCCUGAGGUACCUUGUGAAUCAUCACAGGUGUGUCACUGCUAACGUUUGCGACCCCUGAAUAAUUUCUACAGUGUCCAUUUGAUGAUCCACAUUCAGAGGGAAGCUAACUGGAAGAACGUCAUGAGGCCUACUGGUCUAAGUCCAGCGGUUGCACAGCUGGACCAGUGUGGCCUUGUUAACAAUGAUGAAAAAUACCUGUCUUCUUUAAACCAAGCUGUUCACAUGGAAGCUCUGAAGAUGUGUAGCUUGUCUGAGUUGCCUGUGUCGAUAACAACAGAUGAUUUCGAUUUGGUCUGUUCCACAGAAAGAACCAUUGUGUCAUAUAUCAGCAGCGUAAAGAAUGGCGCGUCGGUUGUAGAUAACCUAUCGCACGUUAGCGACACAUUAUCCCCUUCCUUAUUCUGCUCUUCCCUGUCCACAUCAUCUUUCAGUGGCUUCUCUCCAUCCUUCUCCUCCCCUUCCUCCAGCCAGUCAUCUGGCUCAAUAUCAGAGCUGUGUUUGACUUCUCCAUCUCUUUCAACUCUCUGCGGUCCACCUGAGGCCCAGGGCCUUCUCUACAGUUGCACACCUCCAGAAGGAUGUUUGUAUCCCAAGUCUCCUAAACAAGAACCUGUUGCUGAAUUCCAUCUUUGUAACAAGAAGCUUCUGCACAAGGAAGAACUCUUUCAGUAUCUCUGCACUGACACAGGCGCAGCCAAAGAACAAACCCAGCAUCUUAACCUUCACAAUACUCGGACAGAAGUAUCAGAAAAGCUUCCUACACUGCAGCAGUUGAAGAAUGAUCUGGGACUGAGCGGGUUUCCUGGAGCUGAGGGAAUGAAUGAACACCUGAGUGAAGAACAGCCGUGCAAAUGGAUGGAUUGUAGGGCUACCUAUAGGCUGAAAGAAGAACUGGUGAGACAUAUAGAGAAGGUUCACAUAGAUCAGCGAAAAGGCGAGGAAUUUACCUGCUUCUGGGCAGGAUGUGUCCGUCGGCACAAGCCCUUCAAUGCUCGAUACAAACUGCUCGUUCAUAUGAGAGUCCAUUCUGGUGAAAAGCCCAACAAAUGCAUGUUUGAAGGCUGCAAUAAGGCAUUUUCCCGUCUGGAGAACCUGAAGAUCCACCUACGUAGCCACACCGGAGAGAAACCCUACAUUUGCCAGCAUCCCGGCUGUCUCAAGGCCUUCAGCAACUCCAGUGAUCGAGCCAAACACCAGCGCACACACCUGGACACGAAACCGUAUGCAUGUCAGCUCCCAGGGUGCACCAAACGUUACACCGACCCCAGCUCAUUGCGCAAGCACGUCAAGGUCCACUCCAGUAAAGCCCUGCAGGCACAGGACAAGGUCCAGCUACACAAUAAGGUGGAGCAGGAAGUUGUGGAUGUGUGCCUUGACUUGCAGUAUCUCCAUGGCUCCGCUCCUUCAAUACAGAGUCCAGACCAUAGGCGUCCUGCCUCCCUCAGUGAGAUUCAUCAGGAGGGUUUUACUGCAUACCCUGAGGAAGAUGAAUCCUGUAGCAGAGCCUUAUCUCUGGAGCAUCCCAGCAGACACUGCAGCAUGGAGCACAGCAGCAUCAGCCUCCACAACCAUCUGCACAACAACAAGCUCAAUCAGCCAAGAAUUUCUCCACUGGUUUGUGGAAUCAACCUGGUCAGUGGUACCAAUGAGGUCCAGUCUGUCUCUGACAAGCACAGCUCCUUCCCAAACCCACAUCAAAAACUCAACCAGAUGUUUCAUGAAGUAGCAAUAAAUCACCACGUUUUUCAGGCCACUUUUAAUCGAGUUGAGCAGAUUUCCAGCAAUGGAAGAGAUGAUCUGCAUAAUUUUGACCAAAAUGGAUUUCCUUUUACGUGUAUGAACUCCUCUGGUAAGUGUCAGCUUAUGUCAGUCAGCUCUUUGCGUCUAUCUCUGGUUCAAUUCUGCAAUCUUUCUCUUUGUUGGCAGGCUACAGCCUAUCCCAGGACAUACAGUCUGGGGGGAGUGGGAAUUGCCCCCAUCCCUGUCCCGUUCCAGUUGGGAUCUAUGAGCGCUGCCUCAAUCAGAUCUGCUCUCUGUAGACUUGAGACACACCUUUGGUCCACUGCACCUGAGAGCAGCAGCGCAGGAACGACAUGAAAGCAUGGGCCUUUGAGGAAGUGCAGCUCUGAAUGAAGACUCUUUAAAGAAAGCUGUGCGAGGCAAUGUCCUCUGAGAGAUUCCUCGAGCAGUGCAUCAAAAAUCAGAGAAACUCCUCAGAUCGGGCACUGAUGAUGAUGAUGUUGUUACAGCCUUAUGUUUUGGUGUUAAAUAGACACUGUAAUUUUCUCUUUGAGUGUGCACCGAGAAUGUUGAGGAGAGAUGCUAUUUACAUUGAGUUGGUAACAUGACAUUUCUUUGUUUUGUAUU
Messenger RNA from Sinocyclocheilus anshuiensis, 2477 nucleotides. Its product is annotated as zinc finger protein GLIS3-like. Gene Ontology annotation, molecular function: RNA polymerase II cis-regulatory region sequence-specific DNA binding; DNA-binding transcription factor activity, RNA polymerase II-specific. Gene Ontology annotation, cellular component: nucleus. Lineage: Eukaryota; Metazoa; Chordata; Actinopteri; Cypriniformes; Cyprinidae. The coding region runs from base 192 to 2207 and encodes 671 amino acids. The record is from RefSeq and is a predicted model, not a curated record. The transcript has 8 exons. Gene Ontology annotation, biological process: regulation of transcription by RNA polymerase II.